Molecule: messenger RNA, 1593 nt
Organism: Schizosaccharomyces japonicus yFS275
Lineage: Eukaryota; Fungi; Ascomycota; Schizosaccharomycetes; Schizosaccharomycetales; Schizosaccharomycetaceae
Product: protein phosphatase 2C Ptc4
Exons: 1
Coding region: 329-1453 (374 amino acids)
Biological process (GO): cellular response to oxidative stress; positive regulation of autophagosome maturation; positive regulation of vacuole fusion, non-autophagic
Cellular component (GO): mitochondrial matrix; fungal-type vacuole membrane
Molecular function (GO): cation binding; protein serine/threonine phosphatase activity; metal ion binding
Source: RefSeq, a predicted model, not a curated record
AGACUUGAUUAGACAAACGACUCUGUUAUCCCCCCUCCCUCCCAUUCGUCUAGUAAGCACACCCACAGUUCGCUUACGGAGUGAAGCUAAUGAAACACUUUUUAGGAAAGCAAAAGCAGUAUCCUGGAAUUUGUGCCGUUAAUUAUUCUUUCUAGGCUGUAAUUUUAUUGCUGUAGGUUUUUUUUUCUUAUUUAUUGUCUAUUAUCCUGUUAUUUUUUUUUUGGUUGUUUGUCUCGCCAAUAUUGGCCUGACCCCAAUUGAUUCAUUUGUCGUUUAUUGAAACAGGAGAAAGUUUCUGCUGAUCGUUCCUUAAACCUAACUCUCUUUUAUGAGCAUGUUCAAAACCAUAUCUCGUGCAUUUCGAUUUCAAAGUCGGCGUAGUUAUCAGACCUAUUACACUCCAAAAUAUGGAAGGUUCCUCCGAAUUCCCAUGGAUCAUGUUCCUCAAAGCCUUGGCAUUGCUACGGCCCGGGGCGACAAUCCAUGUAAUGAGGAUCGUCUCGCAUAUGGAUAUAUGAAUGGUAUAAAGCAAUGCAAUGGUGAACAUGACAGCCCGUUUUUUUAUGGAGUUUUUGAUGGACACGGUGGGUCUGAGUGCAGCCAAUACCUUGCUGAGAAUCUCGGACGGAUUUUAGAAGAAAACAACUUUGCGAAUGCGAAGGCUAUUUUACACGAAGCAAAAUCCAUAGGCGGUUAUGCCGAGAAACUGAAGAGCCCGUUUCCACUAAGCUUGUUACCGUAUCUACGUACUGAGUCGAGAGUUUGGCAAGCAAAACUGUACUACUCAUUUCUUGAUGCAGAUCUACGGUAUCUUCGUGCUAACAUGAGUCCUGAUUCAGAAAAGGCUAUACCUGGUUCAGUGGGUACAGUGGCCGUUAUCACAACACAGACCUCAAAACCGUACUGGGACAGCGAUGCAUACCAUAUUCAUUUAGCGCAUGUUGGUGACACAAGAGCCAUUCUGUGCGAUGCUCGCACCGGAAGAGCUCAUCGGUUAACCUUCCAACACAAUCUUUCCAAUCACGGUGAAGCGAAUCGGUUACAGAAGUAUAGUGUUAAUUUCUGCAUGGACUCGUUUGGUCAACGACGAUUUGCGUAUGUUGCGAAUACUCGAAGUUUUGGUGAAGGAUACAAGCUGAAGCGGCUUGGCGUUUCUUGUGAACCACAACUUACUUCGUUGUCUUGCUUACGUGAUGAUUGGGCUUUCCUAAUACUCGUAACAGAUGGCAUAACCGACGUAAUCACAGAUGCCGAAUUGACCGAUAUAGUUAAGCUUUCUUCAAAUCCACAAGAUGCAGCCCAAAACGUCCUGCGUUAUGCUCAAAGCAUUGGGUCAGUUGACGAUCUUAGCUGUCUUGUGAUUAGUCUGCCAGGUUGGGGGAGACGAACAAUUAAUGAUUUUACCAAUGACCUUCGUGAUACGAAGUCAUCUGCGCCUAUACGUCCUCAAUGAUUUAAAUGAAACGCUAGUAACGACCUUUCCGCUGUUGUAUUUGUUUAAUAAAAUAGCAUUGGAGUACAUGAUUUUGUGAUCAGAUCCUAGUGCUGACGAGGUAGCCAAAGUAUUGAUUUAAUUUAGCAGAGCUCUUCAAU